CUUUUUUAUUUUAAGACAUUUCCAUUUUGCAUAAUUACCUGAACUCAUAAAAUCCUUAUUUUAUUCAAACAAGCGUGUUGUGUUGUGUGUUGUUGUGUUGUUGUGUUCUUCCUCUGCUCUUAACUCAUUGACCAAACUUUCACAUAACAAUCUCUCCUCUUCUUCUUCACUUUAUUCUUUCGUUUUAUUGUUCGAAACAGCACCUCCCGAACUCUUCCCCCUCGAUUAUGUCGAUUUCUAGAUCUGGGGGACAUUUCAGCUGCCAUUGGCCAGUUGUGGUAUAGGAUUGAAGCUUACGAUCGGGGGAAGGUCUGGACCGGAUUAUGAAUAUGCAUCAGGCAGAGUUUGUGCCUGAAGUUACCAUUUCUGAUAUGCUAUCUCUUUGUUGCAAAAAAUGAAUAUCAAAUGUAUCAACCAAAGAGUGUUCCUAGUUCAAGUUUAGCCCGCAGCAACUCGUUAGUUCAUGGUCAGCAUUUAGACUGUGGUUCCAGCCAGAUGGACCCCAUGAAUGGAGGGAACAGUCUCAACAACAACCCUAGUCUUGCCUCAAAGCAACGAUUGCGUUGGACACAUGAACUUCACGAACGCUUUGUUGAUGCUGUUGCACAACUUGGUGGGCCAGAUCGGGCUACACCCAAAGGUGUUCUGAGAGUGAUGGGUGUUCAAGGUUUAACGAUAUACCAUGUCAAAAGCCAUUUACAGAAAUAUCGACUUGCAAAAUACCUUCCUGACUCGUCAUCUGAUGGGAAAAAAGCUGACAAGAAAGAAACGGGGGAUGUGCUUUCCAAUUUGGAUGGUUCAUCUGGGAUGCAAAUUACGGAGGCACUUAAGCUGCAGAUGGAGGUGCAAAAGCGACUGCAUGAACAACUGGAGGUGCAAAGACAGCUGCAGUUAAGGAUAGAAGCCCAGGGUAAGUACUUGAAGAAGAUAAUUGAAGAGCAGCAACGACUUAGUGGAGUUCUUUCAGACGUGCCUGGUACUGGUACUGGAGUCUCAGCCCCAGUAUCAGGUGACAAUGGCCCAGAAUCUGACAAGAAGACAGACCCGGCAACCCCUGCUCCAACUUCAGAAUCCCCGCUCCAGGACAAGGCUUCCAAGGAAUGUGCCCCAUCCAAGAGCCUUUCUGUUGACGAGUCUUUCUCAUCUCAGCAUGAGCCAUUGACCCCAGAUUCUGGCUGCAAUGGUGGUUCCCCAUCUGACAGCCCUAAAGGCAAGAGAUCAAUGAAGAAGCAACGAGUCGACAUGGGAACAGCAUAUUCUAAAGCAGAGAUGGUGCUUACACAUACGAUAUUGGAGUCGAGCUUAAGCUCCUCCUAUCAGCAGCCACACUCUCUUUUCCUGAAUAGUGAGCAGUUUGAUCCAUCAUCUGGUAUAUCAAUUGGGAAGGAAGAUCAUCUAGAGGUUUCUGGAAGUGACCUGUAAUUUUAUGUGCUACAUGGGUCUGUACUUAUAGAACUACUACUUCAUGUUUAUGUGUUUCUGGGAAGAAAAUAUUUCGAAUUAGGUCAAACAACUUUGUUAAGUUAGGUGUAUCAGAGAUUAUUAGUUUCAAGAGUAGCUGCCCUUUCGUUCUGAUUUA
This is a messenger RNA of Pistacia vera, 1579 nucleotides long. Its product is annotated as myb family transcription factor PHL7. Bases 406 to 1422 code for a protein of 338 amino acids. The transcript has 8 exons. The record is from RefSeq and is a predicted model, not a curated record. Gene Ontology annotation, molecular function: DNA-binding transcription factor activity; DNA binding. Lineage: Eukaryota; Viridiplantae; Streptophyta; Magnoliopsida; Sapindales; Anacardiaceae.